UGCAAUUGGUGAAAGCCUUGGUCUUUUUUUUGAUUUCAAAGCCAAUGGAAGAGAGAAUUAUCCUUCGCCAAUGUGUAUUAGUUGUAACUCUAUCCAAGUUCUGUCAGAUCAUAUUUGGCUAUUCUAUCUAUCUUUUGAUCAUCUUAAAGAGCUUAAAGAAUGGAAGCAUGAAUCCUUUAGCAACAUUGAGUUGUCAUUUCGUUCUUUCCAGCCAGGAGUAAAGGUGAAGAAUUGUGGUGUCUGUUUGUUAUCUUCAGUUGAUAUUACACCACGACCAUCUUCUGCCCAUUUUAUUGUUACAAGCAAAGAAGCAGCUUCUUCAUUUAAAGCUUAUUUAGCUUUUUCUUCGUGGUACCAUCAAUGGAAGGCCAAUGUUUUCCCUGGCAUCAGAGUCGAAGAUCGAGCCCGGAGAUUCGUUGUCCCUGUCAUGAAGGAACUAGAGAAAGUAAUGACAAUUAGAUCAAGACUCUUUGAGGCCAUUGAAGAAUCAGGGCUGUCAAUAAUUAUAUUUGCAAGAGAUUGUGCUUCUUUAACUUGGUGCUUUGAAGAACUUGUCAAGAUUGUCGGAUUCAUGGAUGAGAUGAGAUCGGACACUGUGUUUCCAGUUUCUUGUGAUGUCGAACAAUCAAAGACAGAUGAUCAAACAGAGAGUUACACAAUUGUCUUUGAUAAGAAUGAAGAAAAUUCCAGGGAAAACGAGGAGAAGGUACAAAGAUGGUUGGAUAUUCUCAGUCAAGUUGAGAUUUCAUCUGGAUCAAGAUCAGUGGAAAGGUUUACCAUGCAGGGAUGGGGACAGGAGUGUCCAGGUCUCAGGAAGAGUCAAGCAAAGAAGGUGGUCUGUAUUCCAGCACCAGCAGCUGCAAACAGCAGGUCUAGUGGAGAAGUAGUUCCAUCUGACUUGUGGGCAUGGAGAAAAUAUGGACAAAAACCCAUCAAGGGUUCUCCUUAUCCAAGAGAUUACUACAGAUGCAGCAGCUCUAAGGGUUGCUCAGCAAGGAAGCAAGUAGAGCGGAGCCGAAAUGAUCCUAACAUGUUGGUCAUCACCUACACUUCUGAGCAUAACCAUCCAUGGCCAACACAGAGAAAUGCACUUGCUGGCUCAACAAGGUCUCAGCCUACAAAGAGCAAUGCAGCUUCAAAGAGCUCCACAGGUGCUGAAGCACAAAAAACAGCAAAUACAAAGGAAGAUCAGAAGGAGAGUAGCAAUGAUACAUCGUCUCCUACCGAUAUUAUUGGUGGUAGCUCAACAGCAAGUGCAUCUGUCAAAGAGGAGUCUGAUGACAUUGAGAAGCAAAUGGAGAUGGAUGAUAAUGAAUUCAGUGAAGGGUUUUCUCAGAGUUACUGUUGGGAAAGACAACUAGUGGUGAUUUUUAAAUACUCAGAUAAGAUACUAUAAACUGUUUUUAUUUCAAAAUAACAAGAAGAUCAUAAGCUCUCAAACUCACCCACUUUUUCUCUCUUUUAUUUUCCACACACAUUGCAAUGCUUUCUUGAUGUCUAUUUAAAGACAUGAACGGUAGGACAGGAAGGAAAAUCAGAGAACAUGUAGAAUAUAUUCCACCAGUUUAUCUUUCCACUUUUUACUAAAGUAGAUGAGUUGUUUCACUUUGUUGCUUUAAUGGAGUGGGACUACCUCAUAUGGUAAUGUUCUAACAACUGGUCCUUAUGAUUGAGUUUAUAG
Populus euphratica (Euphrates poplar) is the source of this 1681-nucleotide messenger RNA. Its product is annotated as WRKY transcription factor 6-like. Bases 71 to 1396 code for a protein of 441 amino acids. Gene Ontology annotation, biological process: signal transduction; regulation of DNA-templated transcription. Gene Ontology annotation, cellular component: nucleus. The record is from RefSeq and is a predicted model, not a curated record. Lineage: Eukaryota; Viridiplantae; Streptophyta; Magnoliopsida; Malpighiales; Salicaceae. Gene Ontology annotation, molecular function: transcription cis-regulatory region binding; DNA-binding transcription factor activity. The transcript has 5 exons.